CUCCACCAUGCGGCAGAGAAGUGCCACUGUUUUACAUAAAGUCAGAUUAACGACUCAAUCUGAUUUCUUGAGUUUCCUGUCGAAGUGUCCAAUAUGGCAACCAGGUGGGGAAUCUGCAGCGCGGGGAAGAUCAGUCAUGACUUCACUGUCGCUCUGAAGACCCUUCCUCCGGAACACCACCAGGUUGUGGCUGUGGCAGCUCGUAAGCUUGAGGAUGCACAGGAGUUUGCCACAAAGCACAGCAUCUCCCGAGCAUACGGCAGCUAUGAGGAGCUGGCCAGAGAUCCAGACAUAGAUGUUGUGUACAUUGGAGUUAUCCACCCCUACCAUCUCAGCACUUGCCUGCUUUUCACAAAUGCCAAGAAGAACGUGCUGUGUGAGAAGCCGCUGGCCAUGAACUCCAAGGAGGUGAAGGAGAUCCUGGCUUCUGCCAAGAGGAAUGAUGUCUUUCUCAUGGAGGCUGUGUGGACCCGGUUUUUCCCAGCCUCAGUGGAGAUCAGGCGGCUGCUGGACCAAGGGGAGCUGGGAGAGGUUAAGAUGGUGAGAUCGGAGUUUGGUGUGCCGCUAUCACACGUGCCGAGGGCGGUUGAGAAGGAAUUGGGUGGAGGAACAAUUCUGGGCGUUGGCAUCUACUGCCUGCAGUUCACCUGCAUGGUGUACAACGGAGAGAAGCCGGAGAGCAUCCAGGCCAAGGGGGUCUGUCUGGACUCAGGAGUGGAUGAGACUGUGGUUGUCACUCUGAAGUUCUCCAGGAACAGGAUGGCCGUGUUCACCUGCUCUUCAGGUGUCAAGCUGCCCAAUGACGCCAUUAUUGCUGGCACAAAGGGAGACAUCAGGAUUCCUGACAACAUGUGGUGCCCCAUAUCAUUAGAGGUGAAUGGGAAGGAGACCCAGUACCCACUACCAGAGCCUUACCUGCCCCUCAACUUCCUCAACAGUACAGGGAUGCGUUACGAGGCAGAGGAGGUCCGACAGUGUUUGCUCAAAGGGCUGAAGGAGAGUGCAGUCGUUUCCCACGCUGACUCUCUGCUGCUGGCUGAGUUGGAGGACGAGAUUCGCAGGCAGGUUGGGGUGGUGUACAGCCAGGACAGCAAGUAAAUGCUAAGCUGGAUACAUUGACCUUGUUGAAAAGAAUCAGUUUGUGUUGGAGAAUAAAGGGUUCCUUAUGUUUUGA
Eleginops maclovinus (Patagonian blennie) is the source of this 1174-nucleotide messenger RNA. It is a transcript of the gene dhdh.2, whose product is annotated as dihydrodiol dehydrogenase, tandem duplicate 2. The coding region runs from base 94 to 1098 and encodes 334 amino acids. The transcript has 7 exons. NCBI's taxonomy places the organism in Eukaryota, Metazoa, Chordata, Actinopteri, Perciformes, Eleginopidae. Gene Ontology annotation, molecular function: nucleotide binding. The record is from RefSeq and is a predicted model, not a curated record.